UUGUGUGGGACCAGCCUGUGUUAUCAGCUGACGUGCGAGAUACUUUGGUAAUCAUACGAAAGACACUGAAUUUGCGAAGAUGCCAGCAUUCUGUGGUGUUAUUGGGUGCGCAAACAAGCGGACGAAGUUCCCGGAAAAGUUUUACUUCCGACUACCAGCGGUGGACAAGAGGUAUGGAGGGAAGAGAGAGAAAAUAACAAGAGUACGGCGAGGGAAGUGGCUGGCAAAUCUGGCAAGAGCUGACUUAACCGAGGCUGGAAAAAGGCAUCUCCUCGUGUGCAGUGAUCAUUUUUUGAGUGGACGGCCAGCAGUCCUUGAUGAUACAAGUAAUCCAGACUGGGCCCCAACACAGAACCUUGGUCAUCGUAAAGUGUCCCAGGAAUUGGUCGCCAUCAGUUGUGCUCGGCAUCAAAGGAUCCAGGAGAGAAAGUCGAAGAAGGAUAAGGAGAUGUUUAUGGCAGCGCAGACACUCAUGGACAUGCAGGAAUACACUCAACCUAGCAGUGACAAAGUUUAUGUUGGGAAGGACGUGAUGGAGCCCUUUGAGUUUGUGACGGAAGUGAAGGAGGAGCCAAUAGACCACCAAGUUUCAUCCACUACACAGCAGCCCUCAGUGGUGGAUAGCGUGAGUGAUCACUCCCAAGAUGCUCUCUCCCAGUGUGACGAGAUUGGCAUUAAGAAGGAGGAGGAGGAGGAUGUUUGCAUCAAGGAUGAGCCCAUUGAAGACUUGGACCCACUCAGUAACUGUACCACCUUUGUCCCUAUGCUGAAGUCCAAGCCAAGUAACACCAGUGUCAAAAAGGAUCACAGCCAGUUCAUCAGAAAAACUCACAAGACUGGAGGGGGACACCCACCAACACUGCCAGGACAGCCAGAGCAGCCGCAGACCCUUUUGCAAAACCCUGCCAGUCCUAUUGUGAUCAUCGGCAGUGCAGAACGUGAAGACUUUCUUAUUGGAGGUGUCCGUUUAGGACAGCCAGAGCAGCCGCAGACCCUUUUGGAAAGCCCUGCCAGUCGUAUUGUGAUCAAUGGCCGUGCAGAACGUGAGUUCUCUGGCCAAGACACUGGGCACCUCCCAUGCACCUCCUCUACUCCCAACACAGGUGCCGCCCAACCAGACCAAUCCUUCAGGGGACAGAAGAGGCAGGCAGCAGAGAACAAAUCUGCCGCCUACAAGAGGUGCUCAAGAAGGCAAAUCGAGUUUAGGGACAAACUCGAGUCUAAAAUUGAUAGCCAGACAGGAAAAGCAUGCACAAUACUCGAUAAAAUAGCAUCAGCUGCAGAUAAAGUUGGAUUUGCCAGUGGCAGAAUAGCAUCAGCUGUAGAUGAAGUUGGAUCUGCUGUUGGCAGAAUAGCAUCUUCAGCUGAGAGAACAGCUGCAGCCCUGGAGAAGAUGGUGGGCUUAAUGUGAAAAAACAGCAUGCUAUGUUUUUUUUUUUUUUUUUUUUUUUUUUUUUUUUCC
This is a messenger RNA of Eriocheir sinensis (Chinese mitten crab), 1462 nucleotides long. RefSeq lists its product as uncharacterized. The record is from RefSeq and is a predicted model, not a curated record. The transcript has 7 exons. Lineage: Eukaryota; Metazoa; Arthropoda; Malacostraca; Decapoda; Varunidae. Bases 80 to 1411 code for a protein of 443 amino acids.